AUGUUAGAGUGGAUCAUUAAAGAAGCGCAGUGGAAAGCUGGGGUCUUCCGAGAUACUAAACAUGUUGUCGCAUUCGACGUGGGUGUGGUCAAAUCAGAUGUUGCCAUACCGGAGGAAUUACGACAGGCUCUUAUAGAGGCCGUCCGUCCCCUGGAGGAGGUUCCUGAGGAACAGAAGGACUACCAUCCUGGGACAGACAACAAGGUGAUUGUCAAGCUGGCGAACAUCAAGCUAACGCCUGAGAAGCCCGAGUAUGAAGGAGGCUCUUGGCAUAUUGAAGGGCAACUAAACGAACACAUCUGCGCUACAGCCAUCUACUACUAUGAUGGUGAGAAUAUCACGGAGAGCACUCUCACAUUUCGUUAA
Molecule: messenger RNA, 366 nt
Organism: Aspergillus viridinutans
Lineage: Eukaryota; Fungi; Ascomycota; Eurotiomycetes; Eurotiales; Aspergillaceae
Exons: 3
Coding region: 1-366 (121 amino acids)
Source: RefSeq, a predicted model, not a curated record